Colletotrichum acutatum is the source of this 1266-nucleotide messenger RNA. RefSeq lists its product as uncharacterized. Bases 1 to 1266 code for a protein of 421 amino acids. The transcript is spliced from 3 exons. The record is from RefSeq and is a predicted model, not a curated record. NCBI's taxonomy places the organism in Eukaryota, Fungi, Ascomycota, Sordariomycetes, Glomerellales, Glomerellaceae. Gene Ontology annotation, molecular function: FAD binding.
AUGUCGAAUCCCAAGAUAGCAAUCAUAGGAGCAGGACCUGCAGGAUGUCUACUAGCACGCCUCUUACACCUAGCCAAGAUCGAAGCAACCGUCUUCGAGGGCGAGGCCUCACCAAACUUUCGAUCGCAGGGAGGGAGUCUGGAUCUACACACAGACACCGGACUGGCCGCGCUCAAGGAAGCAGGCCUUUUUGACGAGUUCCUCAAGCACGCGCGGUACGACGGCCAGUACAUGGCCAUCGUCGACAAAAACAACAAGCCGUGGUUUGUUAAUUCUGCAACGGGGUUCGGCAGCACGCUGCAGGAGCGUCCAGAGAUUGACCGUCCCAAGUUACGUGAGAUUCUUGCCGAGUCUCUUCCACCGAAUAUGAUUAGAUGGGGUCACCGCCUCAAGGAAGUCAGAGAAGACGGCAGUCUCAUGUUUGAACAUACCGACACUGGUGGUUUCGAUCUAGUUGUAGGCGCAGACGGGGCUUGGAGCAAGGUCCGCGGGCUCCUGGCGCCGGAUAUCAAGCCUCUGUGGACGGAAAUCAAGUUAUACGGCAUGAGCAUCCCGAACGUGGCCGAGACAGCUCCCCGAGUGUACAAGCUCGCCAACAGAGGUAGCGUGUUUGCCAACAGCGACGGCAAACGCUUGUCGAUUCAGCAGAUGGGCGAUGGCAGCCUGAGUAUCUAUGCGUCGAGCACUGGCGGCGGGGAGGACUGGGCCUCCCCCGAAGUCUGCGGAUAUGACCCGUACGACCUCGAGGCCGUCAAGAAGGCGCUUUUGGUCUUAUAUCAGGAUUGGGCUCCGGAGCUCACCGAGGCCAUCACCAAAGCUGCGGGCGAGUGCACUCCGAGGUCGCUUUAUAUGCUCCCUGUGGGCUUCACCUGGCCGCACCGGCGCGGCGUGACAGUCAUUGGAGAUGCGGCGCACUUAAUGACGCCGUUUGCGGGCGAGGGAGUCAAUGUUGCGCUUAAGGAUGCGAUGAAACUAGCCAAAGCCAUCAUCAGCGCAGCCGCGGAGGGCGGUGAUGCAGAUACACCCGAUUAUUUAGACAAGAGGAUCGAGGCGUUCGAGAAGGACAUGUUCCCCCGGAUGGAAAAGGUGCAGCGACUGACGGACGAGCUCAUGCACGACUUCAUGUUCACUGCAGGUUCACCGCGGACGACCAUCGCGACGUCGAUAGCAAGGCAUGUCAAGUUCGAGACGCCGUGGGUGUUGCAUCCGUUGGCGAGUGCCAUGGUACACUCGUUCUUUUUCAUGCGAAGGAUGCUGGCGUCUUAG